AUGGCCUCCCCCUACACUCCCCGCCUCAUCGGUGCCCCCAACACCCUUGAACACCGAGUGUUCAUCGAGCAGAACGGCAAUGUCAUCUCGCCGUUCCACGAUAUCCCUCUGUUCGCCGACCAGAACAACGGCAUCUUCAACAUGAUCGUCGAAGUGCCCCGCUGGACCAACGCGAAGAUGGAGAUCUCCAAGGAGGAGCCCUUCAAUCCUAUCAAGCAGGAUGUCAAGAAGGGUCGUCUCCGCUACGUCCGAAACUGCUUCCCCCACCACGGCUACAUCUGGAACUACGGUGCCUUCCCUCAGACCUGGGAGGACCCUGCUCAGUCUCAUGCUGAGACCAAGGCCAAGGGUGACAACGAUCCUCUCGACGUUUGCGAGAUCGGUGAGCAAGUUGGCUACGUCGGCCAGGUCAAGCAGGUCAAGGUUCUCGGCAUCAUGGCUCUGCUCGACGAGGGCGAGACCGACUGGAAGGUUAUCGUCGUGGACGUCCAGGACCCCCUCGCUUCCAAGUUGAACGACAUCGAGGACGUUGAGCGUCACCUUCCCGGACUCAUCCGUGCCACCAACGAGUGGUUCCGAAUCUACAAGAUUCCCGAUGGCAAGCCCGAAAACACCUUUGCCUUCUCUGGCGAGGCCAAGAACAAGAAGUAUGCCACCGAGAUCAUCCACGAAUGCCAUGAGGCCUGGCGCCGUCUCAUUACUGGCGAGACUCCUGCUAAGACCGCCAAUUACGAUCUCUCCAUCCGCAACAUCACUAUCCAGAACUCCCCUGGCUUCGUCUCCAGGAACGACCCCUCCUACACUAGCCUCCCCGCCGAUUCUCGCAGGCCCCCUGCUCCCAUCGACCCCUCCGUCUCCAAGUGGUUCUACAUUUCUUCCGCCCAGGUUUAAGCUCACUGGAAGGAAAGAAAAAGGAAGCAGUGUAUAUAGAAGUCGAAAUGACAAUCUGAAUCAUAAUCUUGGUUGUGUCACCAAA
This is a messenger RNA of Coprinopsis cinerea okayama7#130, 976 nucleotides long. RefSeq names its product inorganic diphosphatase. Bases 1 to 891 code for a protein of 296 amino acids. The transcript is spliced from 7 exons. Gene Ontology annotation, molecular function: magnesium ion binding; inorganic diphosphate phosphatase activity. Gene Ontology annotation, cellular component: nucleus; cytoplasm. NCBI's taxonomy places the organism in Eukaryota, Fungi, Basidiomycota, Agaricomycetes, Agaricales, Psathyrellaceae. The record is from RefSeq and is a predicted model, not a curated record. Gene Ontology annotation, biological process: phosphate-containing compound metabolic process.